AUGGAUGUAGGAGUGACAAAGGAGUACACGCAGUAUCAUACUACGCAUCUGGUUCCACACAUUUUAGAUCCUAUCAAGCCCAUACCACCAUUUGAGGAUGAUAGGAGAUGGCAACAGAGGAGGAGAGGAGGAAAGGGUGGAGGAGAAGGAGAUGGUGAUUGUAGAAGAGGAGGAGAUGGAGUAGGAGGAGAUGGGGGAGAGGGAGGUGGUGGGGGAGGUUUUGGUGGAGCAAGAGGAGGUAGUGGUGGUGGGGGUGGGGGAUUUGGGGGUGGGGGUGGAUUUGGAGGUGGAGGUGGGAUUGUUGGUGUUUUUGAUGGGGUUAUUGAUGUUGUGGAUACUGCUAUUGGGAGUAUCAGUGUUAUUGAUAUAGUUGGUGCUAUUGCUGUUACUGAUGGGAAUAUCAGUAUUGUUGAUGUUGCUACUGGGAUUAUUGUUGAUAUCGUUGGUGCCGCAGAUACUACUGAUGGGAUUAUUGUUGUUGUUGAUGUUGUUGAUGGCUUUGAUGUUACUAAAUGGAUUAUUAGUUUUGUGGGUGUGGUUGGUGCUACUGAUGCUAUUGAUGGGAUUAUCAUUUUUGUUGGUGGAGUUGGUAUUGUUGGCAUCAAAGAUAUAAUCAAGGAUGGUCUUCUUGGGGUAACUCGCUGA
This is a messenger RNA of Cryptomeria japonica (Japanese cedar), 645 nucleotides long. RefSeq lists its product as uncharacterized. The transcript has 3 exons. Lineage: Eukaryota; Viridiplantae; Streptophyta; Pinopsida; Cupressales; Cupressaceae. Bases 1 to 645 code for a protein of 214 amino acids. The record is from RefSeq and is a predicted model, not a curated record.